This is a messenger RNA of Cataglyphis hispanica, 1540 nucleotides long. RefSeq lists its product as uncharacterized. The coding region runs from base 606 to 1325 and encodes 239 amino acids. Gene Ontology annotation, cellular component: nucleus. NCBI's taxonomy places the organism in Eukaryota, Metazoa, Arthropoda, Insecta, Hymenoptera, Formicidae. The record is from RefSeq and is a predicted model, not a curated record. The transcript has 2 exons. Gene Ontology annotation, molecular function: RNA polymerase II cis-regulatory region sequence-specific DNA binding; DNA-binding transcription factor activity, RNA polymerase II-specific. Gene Ontology annotation, biological process: germ cell development; regulation of transcription by RNA polymerase II; sex differentiation.
CUCCUUCACGGAGAGAUACAAGAAAUAUUCUUACAAGUAUAUAUCUCAUCCAGAGUAGGACGUCGCGGUAACUCAGUCGACUCACCCGAGAAGAGUUAAACGGAUACAAUAAACUACAAUUAACUUGAAUCAAGAAAUCAUGUGUCUCGUCGCGAUCUAAUCGAGGAUCGUUAAUAAAAUAAAUAUACAAAAAUAUCUCGAAAAGAUACAAAUAUUCGCGCAAAAAUCGAUAUGUGCAAAUUCAUUGUGCUAUUUGAAAACCGGCAUGAUCGAUAAAAAAAAAUAAUUAUGGAAUGAUAAAAAAUCGAUCGAUUAAAAAAUCAUCGUAUAUAAGAGGAAUAAAAUCGAUAACAUGUAGAAUAUUUCAAAUACAACUUACUCAGAAGAGGGAUCAAUUUUUUAAACUAAGCGCACGAUAUCCUGGAUUAUCUUUUCACAAUUGCGCACAGUGUGGAACAUUAUGUUUAAAACAUUGAUUGCAUUAAUCGAGCGCAAAAUCUGUACUUAAUAUUCUUCAUUAAUUGUUGGCUAAAUAAUUCUUAAUCAGAACUGAUAUAUUCUAACGAUUAAAUAUAUGUCAUUCGAGAGAUAAUAUAAAAAUCAUAAUGAAAACUGGCGGAGGCACUUCAAAUCAUCGCUCGAAUUCGAACAUGGAGCAACGUUUAAGAAGUCCAAAGUGCGCGAGAUGUCGAAACCAUGGUGUAAUAUCCGGUUUGAAGGGUCACAAGAGAUCCUGCGCGUGGAAGGAUUGCCGAUGUCCCUGUUGUUUGUUAGUCGUCGAAAGGCAAAGAGUGAUGGCAGCGCAAGUUGCUUUACGUAGACAACAACAAGCGCAAGGUGAUCUUCAUCUAUCUUCGGUGAAUAAGGUAUCAACAGACACCGCAAAUCCUCCUUAUUAUAUUAAAGCAAAAUACGACGAGCCAGACGCUGCCUGUCUUGGUAGAAAAGCUAAGAAUUUUCAAAGGCAUCAUUUACAUUUCACGCAGACGAGUAUCAGUGUGACACAGGGAUUCUACGGAUUAAAUGCCGUACAUAAUUUACCUAGCGCGUUAUCAACACAUCCGCGUUUGUUGACUUUAUCCUCUCUCGGAUGCGAUCAAAAACAAGAAGCUGAACCCACAUUGAAAGUACAAUCUUUCCAUUCUGCAUAUCCAACAAUUCCCUGGUUCAAUGAGGUAACGCAAUCGUAUAUAGCGAAUGGGGACUUGAAUAAUUUUAUUUCUACGAGAGAUUUGCAGAACUGUCCUACUACAAAUAAUGAAUCUUGUUUAGAAAAGAAAGCACCAAUUUCGUUCAGUGUCGAAUCUAUUAUCGGUACAAAAUGAUAUUCCGAUAUCCGUACAUUUUAACUGUUUGAGUAAUAUGAAGGAGCUAAUAGGUUUUCGAAUAAUUUAAUUUAAUCUGAGAAUAGCAUUCUGUACACGACAACAAAAUGCGACUAUCGGACAUUGAAAAUAGCUGUUAAUAAAAUAUAUGCAUUUAAGACAACAAACUGUAUAAUACUGAAUAAUAAUUAAAUUUAAAUAAAAUUCAAGAAGUA